Molecule: messenger RNA, 1249 nt
Organism: Rhododendron vialii
Lineage: Eukaryota; Viridiplantae; Streptophyta; Magnoliopsida; Ericales; Ericaceae
Product: cytochrome b561 and DOMON domain-containing protein At4g17280-like
Exons: 3
Coding region: 424-1020 (198 amino acids)
Source: RefSeq, a predicted model, not a curated record
CCAUAAUUGUGGAUUAUGGUUGGUCGCGGCCGGAAGGGGUGCAUAUAUUUCAAUAUUACUUAAUGUGGCCCAUUCAAAUAUGAUGUCUUGACUUUAGGUCCUAUGAAAAUGUCUUUUUCACUAUAAUCGCAGAACCCUUCCAAAGUCCAAGUAAUUUUGGACUUGGCCUCCUCUUCUGUCGGAUUUGGUCAUCCCCCGUUGCUGUCUAUUUGAUUUUUACCCUUUCCCGAUCUAGAUGAAAUAGUACGUACAAAUGGCAAAUAUUUCGUCUUUGAUCGAGCUGAUGUAGUGUCCCAAAUUAGAAUCUUAAUUGUGAUCCCGAUAUAUAGUGAUUCAAGAUUAGUUGUGCGAAAGAUCCACUCAUGUUUCCUGUCACUGACUUCAUUUGAUCUAGCUAUGGUUGAGAAUCUUGAUUUUGAUUGAAUGCAAAUUUCAGGUUCUGGAAUUUUGAAUGCAGUGAGUUGGGGAACUUUGAUGCCUCUAGGGGCAAUGAUUGCAAGGUACUUGAAGGUGUUCAAAUCAGCCGACCCUGCCUGGUUUUACCUCCACGUAGCCUGCCAAUCCUCUGCCUACAUCGUCGGUGUCGCCGGAUGGGCCACCGGUCUUAAACUCGGCAGAGAUUCUGCCGGCAUUACCCAUUCCACCCACAGGAACAUCGGCAUCACCCUCUUCGUCCUCGGAACUGUUGCUCCAAUGGUGUUUGCCCUGCUUUUGAGGCCAAAGAAGGAUCACAAAAUCAGAAUAUACUGGAACGUCUACCACUGGACCUUCGGCUACCUUACGAUUAUUCUGAGCAUUGUCAACAUUUUCGAGGGAAUCGACUUCUUGAACCCCGGCAAAAACUGGAAGAGAGCUUACAUUAGCAUCAUCAUAGUUUUGGGCUUCAAUGCUGCUAUGUUGGAAGCCUACACAUGGUACCUUGUUAUAAAGAGGAAGAAAACUGGCUCAGAUAAAUACCCAAACAGCGCAAAUGGUGUUUCUGACUAUGGUAAUGGUACCAGAUCACAGCAGGCAGUAUAGUGUGGGUUAUAGAUUUUGACGGGCUCUGUGUUUUUGUUGGUUUUUGUUGCCUAUUUCCAGAUUUGGUCUUUUAGAUGAUUGAGUUAGGGUUUCUUUGGAGCCCCCCAUGUGAUGAGGGAGGCUAUUACUACUCGUGUAUGAUAACAGAGUUUCAUUCUUUUUGUCCUUCUGAUAUGUGUAGUUUUUCUGUGUUCUUACAUGAAUAGACACACUCUUGUUUUGGUUCUUA